Messenger RNA from Drosophila simulans, 1233 nucleotides. RefSeq names its product max-like protein X (gene bigmax). Gene Ontology annotation, biological process: regulation of transcription by RNA polymerase II. The transcript has 3 exons. Gene Ontology annotation, cellular component: nucleus. Bases 335 to 1099 code for a protein of 254 amino acids. The record is from RefSeq and is a predicted model, not a curated record. Gene Ontology annotation, molecular function: RNA polymerase II cis-regulatory region sequence-specific DNA binding; protein dimerization activity; DNA-binding transcription factor activity, RNA polymerase II-specific. Lineage: Eukaryota; Metazoa; Arthropoda; Insecta; Diptera; Drosophilidae.
UACAACUAUCGUUCGUUGAUUGAAAGUAGCGCAACUUACACUCUGCUACAAAAAAUUCAUUAAAUUUAGUUUCUGAAAACUUUGUUAUUAUGGAUGAACAUUUUACUUAAUGAAAAUAAUAACAAGUAUAGUUGGUUGCAUAACAUUAUAAUAAAGUUACCUUAAAUCAGAAAAAAAAUUUCUUAUAAACAUACACUGUUUUAAAGAUUCUUUAAAACUAUCGCACAAUGUUGAAUCUGACCAUCAUAUAACGAAGGCUUUUCGCGCUACCUCGCGACGGUCACACCGCUGCUGGUGUUUUUGUUUUGGGAAUUCCAAAACGUCGCAGUUGACGAUGAGCGAUAAUAACAACGCGUUGGCCAUCAAGGAAGACGUUUUCGGCAUGGAGCACGACCAGGACCACAGCAGCAAGCACUACUCGCGGUGCAGCAGUGCGGGCAGCACGCACACUCCGAACUCCUCGGCGCACAAUUCAGACGACGACGACGAUAGCGGCGAUGCGCGCCAUUCCACUGCCGCCAAUUCUACGCUGAGUUACAAGGAGCGGAGAAGGGAGGCGCACACCCAGGCGGAGCAGAAGCGGCGCGAUGCCAUCAAGAAGGGCUACGACAGCCUGCAGGAGCUGGUGCCGCGCUGCCAGCCCAACGACUCCUCCGGCUACAAGCUCAGCAAGGCCCUGAUCCUGCAGAAGUCCAUCGAGUACAUUGGCUACCUUAACCAGCAGAAGCUCAAGCAGGAGGACGAGGGAUCGGCGCUACAGAAGGAGGUAACAGCGUUGCGGAUCAUUAAGAACGGCUACGAGAACAUGCUGCAGCAUCAGCAGGCGAAUCCAGGACCAGAGGAGGCACGCCUCACCGACGAGGCCAAGUUUCAAGUGUUCCAGGCCAUCAUGGAGGAAAUGUUCGAGACAUUUCAGCACAUACCCAUGGAGAACUUUAAGCAGCUGACCACCGGCAUUAUCCCCUGGCUGGAGGAGCACUGCAAGCCGCACAUACUGCGCAACAUACUCAGUCGCACCUUGCAGCAAAUGGCGCAGGAGGCUAUGGAAAAACAGGAACUGCAGGCCAUGGAGCAGGAGUCGAGCGAGGGCUUCAGCUGAUCGCGCGGUUAGUUCAUUUUCUCAUUUGUUAAUUUAGAAAUCCCUGUUUGGUAGAUAUUUUCGUUACGUUUACUGCGUACAAACAUUAAAUGCGUCAUUUGAAUAGUUGUAAAAGCGUUGACAAGGAAAGAUAA